AAACCAUAAACAAAACAAAACAAAUUAAUUCGAUUCGAUAUGUCUGAGUAUAGUUCCAACUCCUCCUCCUCCGAUAAUAUCUCCGCCACCAAUUCUUCCGACGAGGAUCAAAUCACACUUGCAUCAAGUCAACCCAAGAAGCGAACCGGGAGAAAGAUUUUUAACGAGACAAGACACCCGGUUUACAGGGGAAUUCGUAAGAGGAAGAACAACAAGUGGGUUUGUGAGGUUCGAGAGCCUAAAAAACAAUCGAGAAUAUGGCUAGGAACUUACCCAACUGCCGAGAUGGCGGCUAGGGCUCACGAUGUGGCGGCGCUGGCUCUCAGAGGUCGGAAAGCGUGUCUGAAUUUUGCAGACUCUGUGUGGCGGUUGCCGAUACCGGAAUCGGCGGAGGCAGGGGAUAUCAGGAAGGCGGCGGUGGCGGCGGCGGAAGAGUUUCGACCGGAGUUAAUAAUUAGUAAUGGAGAGGGAAAUAGAAAGAUUAUUAGUAGUAGUGAAGAUGAUGGUGAUGAUGAGAAAUUAGUUAUGUAUGUUGAUGAAGAAGCGGUUUUUGGAUUGCCAUGGCUGCUUACAAAUAUGGCUCAAGGCCUUUUGCUUUCUCCACCUGACUUUAUUAUUUGGGAUCAACAAGAACAAAUUCAUGAUCCUGAGGUCUCAUUAUGGAGUUUCUAAUUUAUAAACAACCUUUUGUUUUUUUAUGAGAGUUUAGAAAAUCAAGUGGAUAUAAUAUUAUGGAAUGAAUGACAAUUUUAC
This is a messenger RNA of Impatiens glandulifera, 753 nucleotides long. RefSeq names its product dehydration-responsive element-binding protein 1E-like. NCBI's taxonomy places the organism in Eukaryota, Viridiplantae, Streptophyta, Magnoliopsida, Ericales, Balsaminaceae. Gene Ontology annotation, biological process: regulation of DNA-templated transcription. The record is from RefSeq and is a predicted model, not a curated record. The coding region runs from base 40 to 672 and encodes 210 amino acids. The transcript has a single exon. Gene Ontology annotation, molecular function: DNA binding; DNA-binding transcription factor activity.